AUGAGACAGGAGCAUAUCAGGGUGAAAAGGGUGGGGAAAGACGAAAAGGAUACCGGGCGCCCGACAACAACGCGGAACAAAAACCCACCUCAUGUGCCAUUAGAUGUUCUGUCAUUCUUUGACCACGAUAGAGUCAGCCACGAUGGCCAUCAACAAUAUCCGUUCUCAACCACCGCAGGAUCGAGGAAAGGUCAUAGGAGAAGGGUUGGUAUUUUGGUUGAAAUUGUUGUGAAACUACAUACAGAGCAUAUGAAUAGAGGACUGGGAGAGGACUUAGCUGCGGCUAUAAAAGCUGAAGCUGGAAAUCUGAAGUGGGCAAGAUAG
This is a messenger RNA of Dovyalis caffra, 324 nucleotides long. NCBI's taxonomy places the organism in Eukaryota, Viridiplantae, Streptophyta, Magnoliopsida, Malpighiales, Salicaceae. The record is from the annotation of a GenBank genome assembly.